Oncorhynchus mykiss (rainbow trout) is the source of this 2276-nucleotide messenger RNA. RefSeq lists its product as uncharacterized. The record is from RefSeq and is a predicted model, not a curated record. NCBI's taxonomy places the organism in Eukaryota, Metazoa, Chordata, Actinopteri, Salmoniformes, Salmonidae.
UUAUUGUGCCUGGUCUCCUGAACGAGCCCUGAUACAGUCUGUCAGAGCCAACAGGCUUAUCAGGCCUUGGAGAAGCAGACAAUUACUGGGCUAUACAACAAAUUAAGAAACGAAACUCUUUAGUAAGUGGGAAGCGAAACCCAUAGCCACAUGUUGAUUGGGGCCGCUCUCACUCAGGAUCUUACCUCUCUUAAACGCCUCACACUGCCAAAGCGUCUGACUCGAGAAGAUGGAUAUGAUUUCCGUGCUGUUCAACGCUCUCGCACUGCUGUCGGUGUUGGGACGAACUGGGGCAAGAACAUCAUCGCCCAAUACAACCCCUUCAGGCCCAGGCCCCUCCACCUCAGACCUGCGUGGUCAGAUGUUUACAGUGUCAUAUUCGUAUAGCAUAGGUUUCACCAUGUACACAGACGCAAUCUUUCCCUCUCCUUCCCCCACCAUCUACCCUUCUCCUUCCACCUCUACUUACUCCUCCCCUUCCUCCUCCUCUGCCUACUCUCCCUACCCCUCUCCUUCCUCCUCCUCUCCCUCCCCCACCACCUCUCCUUCCUCCUCCCCUUCCUCCUCCUCUGCCUACUCCUCUCCCUACCCUUCUCCUUCCACUUCUCUUUCCUCCUCCUCUGUCUAUUCCUCUUCCUACCCAUCUCCUCCUUCCACCUCUCCUUCCUCCUCCUCUGCCUAUUCCUCUCCCUACCCCUCUCCUUCCACCUCUCCUUACUCUUCCUCUCCCUCCCCAAGCACCUCCCCCUCUCCCUCCUCCACCACCUACCCCUCUCCUUCUCCCUCCUCCUCUCCCUCGCCCUCCACCACCACCUACCCCUCUCCUUCUCCUUCUCCCUCCUCUCCCUACUCUUCUCCUUCCACCUCUCCUUCUCCUUCCACCUCUCAUUCUCCCUCCACCUCUCGUUCUCCCUCCUCUCCCUACUCUUCUCCUUCCACCUUUCCUUCUCCCUCCUCUUCUCCCUCCUCCACCCCUUACCCCUCUCAUUCUUCUUCUCCCUCCUCUCCAUACACCUCAUAUCCCUACACCACCCCCUCUCCCUCUCUCUCUGCUCUGACUGUGUGUCUGCGUUACAUGGCCGAGGAGGGAAAAGACUUGACUCUCUUCAGCCUCACUCAGGGGAACUACUGGAACCUGUUACUGGAAAGGAACAGUGGGAUGGACUACCUCUCCAUCCAUUCCUCCUCUCAGUCCUUCCGCUCCUAUAGGCUGCUGUGGUCCAUCACAGAGCCACGCCCAUGGACCAGCCUGUGCGUUACCUGGGAGAAAAACACGGGUGUAGCCCAGGUGUGGAGGGGCAGGACUGUCAGUAUCAGGAAGAGAGUGUUUGGCCAGGUGACCAAUGGGCCUCCUGUCUUGAAAGUGUAUAAGUUUGAGGGGCAGGUAACUGACGUGGAAGUGUGGGACAGCGUCCUCUCCCCAAGCUGGAUAAUGUCCUACAUGUCUGGGUGGCAGUCCUACUGGUCCUACGCCCCUGGUAAUGUGCUGACCUGGUCCAAGGCCAUCUACUCUACCAAUGGUGAGGUUCUCCUAGAGAGAAACACCUACAACUCUGACCAUCAGCCUAUCAGAGGCCAGCACCCAAGACCAAUGAGAAAGAAGAAAAUGAGGAAAUGUGAAUGGAAGAAGAGAGCGAGGGCAGAGCAGAUAGCGAGAACACGGCCGUAGGGGAGAGUAGUGAUUGCCACUAACCCUUACUAAGAUGUACAGUAUGUUCCAUCUUCAUGUAUGACCCAGCAAUGCUCCUUACUUGUGAAUCACACUGGAUGAAUGUCUGCUCAAAUUAUGAUUCUGUGAUUUCCCAUGUUUGCCCUGAUGGUCCCCAGGGUCAAAUUAAGUGCUACUCUGGCUGAUGUUCAGGUCGUUUGCCCCUUGCGUCUUCCAUGUCUGUCAGCUAAGUAUCUCCGCUAGCCAAGUGUGGACGUGAGCUCACCUAGCUAGCUAUGAUAGUGCUAACCGUUAGAGCUGUGGCACCACCUCCUCCCUGACGGAAAACACAUCACACUUUAUGCUCAGCACAUAACCUGCCGGGGAAAUCUGACCCAGCAGGCAAAAUGAAAACCAAUGAAAUCAGCAGUUCUCAGGCAGGCUAGAAGCACAAUAUUGUUACUGUUGCAUCACAUUGGAUGACCACAAGUAACUUAAGUUACAUACUGCAGCUUUAAAUUAUUGUUAAAGGAUUUAGUGUAUUGUUAAAUCAUUUUAAUGAUUGCUAGAUGAUUUAAAAGAUUGUUAAAAUGAAGCACGUGGCAAAUUAAAAGUCAUUGGUGAGAAA